AUGUCCUCCGAGCCACUGUCAAGUCCGUCCCCGUCGAAUCAGACAGGCCUGAUUGAUCGUACGGAGUAUUCGUCUUUGCCGCCCGCAUCAUCUCCGGGAUCGUCGCUGCCGACGACUCCAUCACCCCGUCCUCGCGGAACUGCGGUCGAUUUUAUUGGCGUCGAUUGGACGCUCUGGGGCCGUCAAGAGUGGUCGAAAUGGCCUGGAUUCGAGCGCUAUACCGGCGGCCAGGAUACACGGGCGUGGUGGCAGCAAUACGGCUAUCGCGUUGAAGACCGAUCCACGUCGCGGCAGGGCAACAGGCUCAAGUGGAUAUGCGCAGAUUGCUUCGCCCGAGGUUUCAAGAAGAAGUCGGACUUCUGCUUCGUCUGCUCGACAGGAGCCGCUAUCAAAAAGCACCUUCGUAACGCCCACGGGAUUCUAGCUCCCGCUGACGUUGACGGAGGCGCGCGAGCCUCAUCUCUGGGCGGCCGACCCAUCACCCAUUUCAUUGGUGCCGACCUCAAUAAUCCGCACGACCAGUUCCUCAUCAGCAAACUGCGUGGAAGAUUCAACAGCAAAGGGCUCCGGGUGCUCCUACUCGACUGGAUUACAUACCAUAAUCUGCCAUUUGACAUUGUCAACACCGAGAGGUUCCAACGGCUCCUUCUAUACGGCAACCCUCUCCUAGAUGCGACCCACAUACCCUCUGGGAAGACGCUACUUCGCAUGCUCGAAUCCGAAUACAGGGGUGCUGUCGGGCCGGUAACGGAAGUCCUUCGCAGCGCUCGAUCUCAGGUACACUUCUCCUUUGAUGGUUGGACAUCCAAGACGUACACUUCAUUUCUGGGCAUCAACGCUCAAUUCAUCGAUCGCACCUUCGUACAACACCGCAUCCUCCUUGGGUUACGGCCUCUCUCGGGCAAGCACAACGGUGCCUCGCUUGCCGAUGAGGUUGCUGAUACACUGGCAUUCUGGCAAGUCAACAACCCGGACACGGUCGGCUACUUCACGCUGGACAAUGCUGCCAACAAUGACACCUGCAUGGAAGACCUUGCCUUUGAGCACGGCUUCUCAUCCGAAGAGCGACGAAUCCGCUGUGCUGCACAUAUCCUCAACCUCUGUGUGCGGGCAAUGCUGUACGGUUCGAAGCGAGAGAAUUUUGCUGCAAUUGUUGCUGCCGAUGGGGACGAUCUAGAUGACGACGAGGAGCAAGUUGAUCAGGCUAUCGACGAGGCCCUAAAUUGA
Molecule: messenger RNA, 1227 nt
Organism: Purpureocillium lilacinum
Lineage: Eukaryota; Fungi; Ascomycota; Sordariomycetes; Hypocreales; Ophiocordycipitaceae
Source: RefSeq, a predicted model, not a curated record